GCCGAGCGAGUCAUUUGGGAGAAAGGAGAUACUCUUUACCCCAGAAUUCUGGUUCUGCCUUUUUUGUCGUGCAAGUUGUGACAGGGAUGUGUUGAAGGGGUAUAAAGUAUACCGAACGUUCACUGUAAUCCACACACCUGAAGAGAUAGUCCUUAGACUAACUAGAAACCCCUGGAUGGCUACAACACACACACUUAGAAAAACCACAAGAUGUCAGGACCAAAACAGACCAUGAGGGCCUUCUCCACCACUCUGGCUGCAGUGAUGCUCCUCCUCUCCACAGGGAUCCAGUCAGCAGAACCUUCUGACAACCUUCAACCAACACAAUGGACACUCAGCCCAGACCUUGCAGAACCCACAAUCUCCACGCUGCCUGUAAAUGGUAGUGAUAUGGAGGAACCUCGUGUUCUGAGGAUGUCAAGACCCUGUAAAGACGAGGAUUCUGACUACUGCCUGAAUGGACAGUGCAUGUACCCCCCUGACAGCGAUACCCCUGCCUGCACGUGUGAUGCUUCCUAUAGCGGACCUCGCUGUGGUCUGUUGGUCUACCAUGUGACGCUGUGCAAGUUUGCAACAACAGAGGAGGUGAUUGCCAUCUGUGUGGGCGUGGCCAUGUUAGCGUGCUGCCUCGCUAGCUGUCUCUACUGCUGCAUCAAGAGAAGGUGUGGAAAACAGUCCCUUCUCUACAAGACCUACGGUGGCUCGGAGAACUCAGUUUGAUCCCUUUCUUCAUCAUCAUCACCAUCAUCACCAUCACCAUCAUUAUCAUCACCAUCAUUACCAUCACAAUCACCAUCA
Molecule: messenger RNA, 798 nt
Organism: Coregonus clupeaformis (lake whitefish)
Lineage: Eukaryota; Metazoa; Chordata; Actinopteri; Salmoniformes; Salmonidae
Product: epigen-like
Exons: 5
Coding region: 211-720 (169 amino acids)
Biological process (GO): positive regulation of cell population proliferation; epidermal growth factor receptor signaling pathway; positive regulation of mitotic nuclear division
Source: RefSeq, a predicted model, not a curated record